This is a messenger RNA of Penicillium alfredii, 357 nucleotides long. RefSeq names its product Glycoside hydrolase family 61. The transcript has a single exon. Bases 1 to 357 code for a protein of 118 amino acids. Lineage: Eukaryota; Fungi; Ascomycota; Eurotiomycetes; Eurotiales; Aspergillaceae. The record is from RefSeq and is a predicted model, not a curated record.
AUGGCAUUUUCCAAGUUCACAAUUCCAACCCUCCUAGCCUCGGCCUCCCUCGUGGCAGGCCACGGCUAUGUGUCCAGCAUCCUAGCCGACGGCACCGAAUACGCAGACCCCAACAUCAUCUGCCACCGCGACGGCAGCAAUGCCGCACUGACCGCACCCGUAACCGCCGGCACCGACAUCGAGCUGCAAUGGACGCCAUGGCCAGACGCGCACCACGGACCCGUCAUCACGUACCUGGCCCGUGCAACGGCGACUGCAGCAUGGUCGAUAAAUGCACACUGGGAUUCUUCAAGAUCGAGGAAAGAGGGCUCGUCGAUGGGUCCAGUGUGCCCGGUGAAUGGGCGACGGAUGAGCUGA